This is a messenger RNA of Echinococcus granulosus, 147 nucleotides long. RefSeq lists its product as hypothetical. NCBI's taxonomy places the organism in Eukaryota, Metazoa, Platyhelminthes, Cestoda, Cyclophyllidea, Taeniidae. The record is from RefSeq and is a predicted model, not a curated record. The coding region runs from base 1 to 147 and encodes 48 amino acids. The transcript has 2 exons.
AUGGCGCAUGCUCGCAUGCAGUCCACCCUUCAAAAAAAGGUGACGUGGUUGUGGCGCCAUCGAUGCCUCUUUAUCGAUUUCUCAAAGGAGAAAGUCAAGUUCAAAUUGAAUUUGCAGUAUUUGGAACCAAGCAAACUAGUCACGUAA